AUGGCCUCCCUCGCCCCGGCCAUGACCUCGAGUAGCCACGAUGCGCUGCACGCCGACGUAAAAUCCACUCCUGGCUUGGCCAGUGGAGGAGCCGCUGCUGGAGACGAUAUUCUCGUUGUCGAUGGGGAUUCGACGCUUAGCCUAGGGCCGGAUUCCCUACUGCUAACAAGAUCGACACCCACGAAACCGAAAAGGACCUGCGGUUUUGGUCCCACGAAACCAACCUCCAACGCCAAAUCGAUACCCCUCUACAACGUUCUCUGGGCCGAGCUAACCUCUCCUACCACCCUCACCAUCGACUACGCCGACCAAACAGCCCCCAAGAAGCUGCGCGUCGCGAACUUGACACUCUCUGUUCAAGAUGACCACGCCGACGCCGCCCGCCGCUGGACCGACAACCUAUUGGAGAGAGCCUACGGCCCCGCGAAGUUGCGCAAGCGCGCAAAAGUUCUGGUGAACCCCCAUGCCGGUCCCGGAGGAGCCGAUAAACUCUGGGAUCAUGAGGCGAAACCCAUCUUCGAAGCUGCGCGCAUGGCGCUGGACGUGGUGCGGACGAAGUACUCGGGCGAGGCCAUCGAGAUUGCCCAGGGGGUCGACAUAGACGCAUUCGAUACCAUUGUCGCCUGUUCCGGCGACGGCCUGCCGCACGAGAUCUUCAACGGGCUGGGAAAGAGACCCGAUGCGCGUAGGGCCCUGGGCAAGUUGGCUGUGUCGCAUAUCCCCUGCGGGUCCGGGAACGCCAUGAGCUGUAACCUAUACGGCACUCACCGGGCGUCGUUUGCCGCUCUCGCCAUCGUCAAGGGAGUCUCGGCGCCCUUGGACCUCGUGAGCAUCACGCAGGGAGACAAUCGCAUACUGAGCUUCCUGAGUCAAGCUUUGGGAACGGUUGCCGAGAGCGAUCUUGCGACGGAACAUCUCCGAUGGAUGGGAGGGGCUCGUUUCACAUACGGCUUCCUCGUGAGGCUGUUCAAGAAGAAGGUGUAUCCAUGUGAUAUCGCUGUCAAGGUCGAGAUCGAGGACAAAGAUGGUGUGAAGGAACAUUAUAAACGUGUGCGUAGCUAUCACUCGCUACAUGCCUUGGCGAACGGCAAUGGGAACGGGAAUGCGAGUGGAAAUGGGCACGGGAACGGCAGCAGCAACAGCCUCAAACCGAAGGUCGAGGAGGCUGAUUCCGGAUCUAGCGUAGCGGCAACCUCGUCGGCGUCGAACGAUGAGGGCCUACCGCCGUUAGAGUACGGCACCGUCAAGGAUAAGUUGCCCGAAGGCUGGGAGCUUGUCUCUUAUGACAACAUGGGCAACUUUUAUUGCGGAAACAUGGCAUACAUGGCCCCCGACGCCAACUUUUUCAGCGCCGCCUGCGCCAACGACGGACUCAUUGACCUCAUCUGUAUCGACGGCGACGUAUCCCCCGCCACGUCGAUCAACCUCUUACUUUCCGUCGAAAGCGGCAAGUUCUUCGACAACCCACACGUGUCGUACCGCAAGAUCAAGGCCUUCCGCAUCACCCCGCGGAACCAGGAAGACGGCUACAUCAGCAUCGACGGUGAGAGGGUGCCGUUCGAGCCGUUCCAGGCCGAGGUGCACAGGGGUCUCGGCACGGUGAUUUCGAAGAGCGGGGGUUUCCAGGCGCCUGGGCCGAGGGAUUGGGAUAGCGUUACCAUGGCUGAUAGGCUUUUGGCGUAG
Molecule: messenger RNA, 1683 nt
Organism: Scedosporium apiospermum
Lineage: Eukaryota; Fungi; Ascomycota; Sordariomycetes; Microascales; Microascaceae
Product: Diacylglycerol kinase catalytic domain-containing protein
Exons: 4
Coding region: 1-1683 (560 amino acids)
Biological process (GO): sphingosine biosynthetic process
Cellular component (GO): intracellular membrane-bounded organelle; membrane; cytoplasm
Source: RefSeq, a predicted model, not a curated record